AGGGCUAACAAUGCUGGGGGAAUGGGCUUUGCAUUACCUGCGCCGCGCAGAGGGAGGUACCGCGGGAACCUCAUAAUGAUGGAGAUCGCGACUAUGAAACUGGGGCUACAACGUACCAUAGUCUCGUUUCGUCGACCUAGCCUUCUCAUGCGCCAGUCUUCGAGAAUUUAAAUUGCAGCCGCAGCUUCCCGAGGUCAACACUACAUGUUGCUCGUAUACGCGGUCAGGAGCUCCUACUUCCAACCCUGCGGCCAUGCCCAUGAUUCUGGGUGCUUCUUCCCUUUUUGAGACAGCCUGGGUAUCAUGCGUCUUUAGAAGCGACUCUGGAGACCCGGACUCCCAUGCGGAAGUAGUACGCGUGUUUGGGUCCAAACACGCGAACCAUUCGGUCUUCGAGCUGUCGCUUUUAGACACGAUGAGGCAAGGUGCGCAAGGGGUGGAGUUCUCCCAUGCGGGGCGAAGAGGAGUUCUUAUAUCGGUCCACGACGAUGGGUGCAGUGUUGAACAUGGACCUGCCGGAGGAGUUGGCAUCGGGUCACGUGGGACCUCGAGCUCAACGGUCCCUGGACUUCCAGUGAGAGAGAUACACUUCUCACCUGUAGCCUUUCUCACGGUAGAUAUAAAUACUUUACUGUUCUCCUGUCUUUCUUCGCCAUACCUCUCCUCGAUUCCUCCUCGGAGCUAAUAAGCAUGUAUGGACUUGCUCUAAAACCGUCGCCCAAAGCACUCAAUGCCGGGCACGAAAAGAGCACUCAUUGUCUGCAUGCCGUGUGCCUGAG
Molecule: messenger RNA, 779 nt
Organism: Trematosphaeria pertusa
Lineage: Eukaryota; Fungi; Ascomycota; Dothideomycetes; Pleosporales; Trematosphaeriaceae
Exons: 1
Coding region: 254-685 (143 amino acids)
Source: RefSeq, a predicted model, not a curated record